GUCGCGCCGUCUUCCUGUGGCAGCCGGCGAAGAAGGUUAUUUGGGUCGGGUCAGAUGUCGGAGACAAGCAGCAGCAGCAGCAGCAGCAGCAGCCGCCGCCGCCGCCGCCGCCGCCUUCUUGAGUUCAAGCAAGCGGUCUGAGGUCUUGCAGCUAACCACCUUUGUGAACUGAAAGAUGCCUGCUCUUCUGAACCGAUUGUCCCACAUUGGGUUCCACAUCCCUGAAGGGCAACAGCUGGCCAGCACUCUCAUGCGUAAGUUUGGCUUUGAGCCACUUGCUGAACGAGUAACAAAAUGGUGCAGGCAGCUGGCCUGCCGAAGAGGGACUGCCGUGUUUGUUAUCAAUGAGAGGCUGAAGUCAGUGAGGGAAGACGUUACACCUGUGUUCUCUUCUAGCCACUGCAAGGAUAAAGAGGUGUUAUAUGAUGUGGAUCCACAGUAUGCUGUUGGCACAGCCUCCAACAUUUGCUUUGAGACUGAAGAUGUGUCUGGCAUCUCCCAGAGUCUCCAGGAACGAGGCUGCCAGAUCCUUAUCCCUCCCACCAAUAUAGCAGAUGAGAAUGGCUGCGUCACUUACGCUGUGGUGAGAUCUGUUUUGGGCAAUAUCAGCCACACUCUACUUGAUCGAUCGCAAUACCGUGGACCAUUCCUGCCUGGCUUCCAUACUGUUCAGGGGCUCCCCAAGGAGACUCAGGGGUCCAAGGUCACACAUUUUGACCACAUCACCUAUGUUUGCUCUAAAGGUAGCUCACAAGCUGUGCUGGAUUGGUACAAGAACUGUUUUGGUUUUCAGCGCUUCCACAUUCACCAGCAAGAUGAUGUGGCUGAAGGUUAUAGAAUCCAAGGGGAUGGAGUAGGCCUUCGUCUUACUGGCAUGCAGUACAGUGGGAGUGGCUUGAAGCAGCUUGAUCAUGACUGCAAAUUUGUUCUGGCUGAGUCACUGUCAGACCAAAGCAAAAACCAGGUAGAUACUUUCUUAGAGCAGCAUGGUGGAGCUGGCAUCCAACAUGUGGCCCUCUACACUGCAGACAUCAUAGGUACUGCUUCAGCUAUGGCAAACUCUGGUGCAAACUUUUUCAAACCACCCUUGGCUUACUACAGUGAGAAAAGUAAAGAGCAAGAGAUACAGCAAGUUGGGCAGGAUCCUCAGCUCUUGAAGAACUAUGGCAUCCUCCUGGAUGCUGAAGUUGGUAGAGGAGGAGUUAAGCGUGGUCCUGGCCUUCAUGGGAAACCAUACCUGAUGCAGAUAUUUACCAAACCUCUCUUUCCAGAAGAGACCUUCUUCUUGGAGCUUAUAGAGCGAUGUGGGGCCACAGGCUUCGGUGAGCGAAACGUUCGUGCUCUCUGGCAAUCUGUGCAGAUCUACAUGGACAAGAAGUACUGAACUGCCUCGUCUCUGAGGAAUCCUAUUAUUCCACUCUUGGGUCCAGUGCAUACCUUAGCAUUGUUAUAUGAAUGCUGCUGCAAACUUAUGCUCCCAGGGCUGGCUCCCAUGUCACAUCAAUAAUGUGUAGGAGUUCUGAUCAGUGUAAUCUAGAUCAUGUUCAUGCUUCCUGCCAUCACUACAAUGCUGUUUGGUGUAGAAACACAUCUGUAGAAUCUGAUUAUGACUUCUACACAUUACUAAUGUGACACAGAAACUGACCAGUGAAGAAGUGAUGAUGGUAACUAUGCCACUACGGUUAUGUAUAUAUUUGGCUUACUUGCUAAACAAUGGAUAGUAAUGGAUUCCUUUCAGCACUGAAAUGCAAAGGCCUUAAUGUAUGGCAUGUGUUUUGGCCCUAGAGAGUUGCAAAUUUUAAUAUAUUUAUAUUUAUUUAAUAUAUUUGUAUACCGUCGAAAACAUACGUCUCUGGGAGGUUUACAGUACAUCUUAGAAGAAGUCACAUAACUCCUUUUGGUACCUGGAAGGCCCGUUUGAGCUUCUGAAAUAAGUACAUUGUCUCAACAUUGUCCCACAAAUGAAUCCUUUCCCCUUCUAUGUUUAGGUGGAGGACAGUGGAAAAUGGUCCUUACAUCAACUAGUCUUCAUGUCUAGACUAUAUCUUACUCAGUUUAUAGUGCUCCAGACAGAGAUGUGGAUUUCCCAAAAGAUGUUGAAUUGGAAAAUAUUCUGGAAAUUUAUCUGAAAGUUUCCCAUUGCAUCAUUUGCAUUACAAAAAAUUACUAUGUAAAUUUUUCUGAUGCUGGAAUAGAUUGAUCUGAUUUGGCAUGUUGUUUGACCUAUGUAUAUAUAUUUUUUGGGGGGACCCCACCAUAUUAACAGUAUAUUUCAUGGUGGGGGUCAGCAGAGAUAUGUAAUGUGGUUUAAAUUCAGAGCUUUGUGAUAAAUUAUUUUAUUGGAAUAUACAAUAAAUUAACACUUUCUCAUCAUCUGAAAAACAUUAAUUGCAACUUUGAAAUGGCUUAAGCUUGUCCAAUAUCGCAUUGGCAUCUAUUCAGUUUUAUUAAUGAGUUUUUAGAAAUGUAAACACUUUCAUGGGAAAAUAAAGUAGAGGAAGCAGAACUUGUUCAUUAAGUUUCCAGGUGAUAUCAUAUAAUGCUGUAUGAAAGAGAAAAAACAGACAUACUGGAGAUGGGUAGAGAUAGGAUGCCCAUACAUUCAUACAUUAUAUUCAGUACUCACAUGAGUGUACAGUGUACACAAGUACAGCCAUUCACAUGUUAUGCUGAAUGCAGGUACAGAAGUACAUUUCCUAUCUGUACCAUGCAUCUGAAGGGCCUGUAUGCAGGUUUACUUUUUAAAAUGAACACAGAUACAGUCAUUCACACAAAUGUAUAUGAGUGUUACAGACAUCUAUACACUCAUACUGUCUGAAUCUGGCUAUAUUAACUGCAGGAGCUUACCAAGACUGUUGCAACUGGAAUAUGGGAGAGAUAAUUUAAAGACCUUUUAGUCUAAAAACCUAGUACAGACUUAAAUUUUAUCAGUUCUUUGUGGUAAUUCAACUAUGAGAUGGGGGCUAUUAAGCAAGAACUGAAAUAUCCUAUUACUAUCCACAGAAGGUUUUGUUCCAGACUCUAGCAAACUAUAGAUAAUGCUGUUGGGUAAAAUUAUUUCUAAUGGUAUCCUUGGCUUAGUUAGCUAAAGAACAGUUGGUUUAUUUGUUAGGUGACGCCUAAUUUAUCUUACUACUCUAUUAAACCUCAAUCCAUGUUGUGGUGGGGGGAUUCUCCAAAUGUUUUUUAACAUUGUUAAAAGUAGAACUCCUCCUCCACAUUUCAUUUUCUUUCUGUUCAGCGUAUUAUGUAUCAACUAUAAAAAUGUUCUUGUAAUUUGAA
Messenger RNA from Hemicordylus capensis (graceful crag lizard), 3282 nucleotides. It is a transcript of the gene HPDL, whose product is annotated as 4-hydroxyphenylpyruvate dioxygenase like. Gene Ontology annotation, molecular function: 4-hydroxyphenylpyruvate dioxygenase activity. The transcript is spliced from 2 exons. Gene Ontology annotation, biological process: aromatic amino acid metabolic process. NCBI's taxonomy places the organism in Eukaryota, Metazoa, Chordata, Lepidosauria, Squamata, Cordylidae. The coding region runs from base 176 to 1384 and encodes 402 amino acids. The record is from RefSeq and is a predicted model, not a curated record.